Molecule: messenger RNA, 5632 nt
Organism: Callithrix jacchus (white-tufted-ear marmoset)
Lineage: Eukaryota; Metazoa; Chordata; Mammalia; Primates; Cebidae
Gene: NTNG2
Product: netrin G2
Biological process (GO): tissue development; animal organ morphogenesis; axonogenesis
Source: RefSeq, a predicted model, not a curated record
CCAUCAGGGUGGAGGCGGCGAUGUGUCAGCUGGUAUUCAGGCUCUGGUUGUGCGCUUAGAUUGCUCCCCCUCCCCAUCUCCCCAAAUCCACCCACCCACCCCGGUACCCACUGCUUGGGUCCUUCUGGGUGGCAGCACUUCACGGGGAGAGACCGAGGAGCAGCCCUGAGCCCUUGGCUGUGGGGGGGUGGGGGAACUGACUCCACUUGGCCCCCUCCCUCGUGCCGAUGGGGCAGCCCCCACACCCAUGGGCGCUGGCACCCCGGCAGGCCCCCGGGUUUUGGAAAAGGAAGCUGCAGCCCGGCUGCGCCUGACCGGAGGCGGCUGAGGAUGAGCUCUGGGCGCAGGGACCCGCUGGCCCCCGGGCCCGGAGGCGAUGUUUAGGCAGCGACCCCCCAGAGGCUGCCGGGGCCACCCUGGCUGCGGGCCCGCCGGGACGCCCCUGCUCGCCGCGCCCCUCCCCGGGCCGUGGCACGUCCCCCGAGCCGCGCAGUAUUUCCUUCCUGCACCUUUAAGAAGACCGUUGCUCCGUGGUGGGAUGGUGUGUUAAAGCCACACAGAGGAAGUUACGCAGCCCGGAUCAGACCGAGAGAUAAAAGCCCCGAUGGUGAUCGUGAGUGAUGGCAAGAGGAUUUAGCCUCGGCAUUAACUUGGUGCGGAGUGCAGGGGGGCCGUGAAGCGCCCGCCAUCUGGCCCGCACCGCGCCGGGGGGAUGCCCCGGCUCUCCGACGAGCCGCCGCGAAGCCCACCCGGGCCGGGGGCUGCCCGGAGCCCGAGUGCGGGUCCUCCCCGGGCCGCCCAGGGGGGCCAAAAAGUUUGCACUUGUUAGCGGCGACCUCCUGCUCUGCCCGGGCGGGCGAUGCGGGCUGCGCGAGCGGCCCCCUCCCCCGGCCCGCGUCUCCGGGACGGCAGCGGGCGGCCCCCCCGGCGGCCGGAGGGCUCCCCGGCCCCGAUCUGACGGCGGCGGCAGCGGCGGCCACAGCGGCGGGAGCGGUGAGGGGAAGGAGCAGCUGCUCGCAGCCCUCGGCCCGCGCCCCCACCCAGCGCCAGCCCUAGGCGGGAGGCGCAGCGCCGGAGGGUGGCGGUCCUCGGCCCUCCUGGGUCUCGGCGCCGGGAAGCCGCUCUGAGCCGGGGCCGGAGGGUUGUUUUGCAGUUGUGUUGAGCACCUCACCCACUAAGAGCCCUUUAAAGACCUGGAUUGAUUGGAAGGACAAAAAUUAAAAGCAAUCUGAUCCAGCCUCAUGCAGGAUCCCUGCGGAUUUUCUCCUUAUCCCAUUUCCAUCCACUGUCACAAUUUGAGAGUCUGCCUGAUUUGAUCAGCUUCACCUCUGGGGGAGGUGUGACGCCAAGGUUAGGAGGAUGUGAAGUUAUGGACAACUUUCUGAUCUGCCCAUCAGCAGUCUGAGAAACGCUGGCUCUGAAUUUUCCAUCUCUGCCUUUUGGAAACAACUUCCUCGCUGUUUGCAAAGCUUCAGUGCUCGGGGCCCUGGGACACCCUGGCCACCCUCGCCUGGUUGAUGUGGCAUUUCCAUGCUGAGCCCGAGAGUCCCGCCUGACCCCAUCGCUGCCUCUCCAGGGCGUCUCUGGGCUGCACCCCUGCGGACUGCGCAGCCAUGCUGCACCUGCUGGCACUCUUCCUGCACUGCCUCCCGCUGGCCUCUGGGGACUACGACAUCUGCAAAUCCUGGGUGACCACGGAUGAGGGCCCCACCUGGGAGUUCUACGCCUGCCAGCCCAAGGUGAUGCGCCUGAAGGACUACGUCAAGGUGAAGGUGGAGCCCUCGGGCAUCACUUGUGGAGACCCCCCUGAGAGGUUCUGCUCCCACGAGAAUCCCUACUUGUGUAGCAACGAGUGCGACGCCUCCAACCCGGACCUGGCCCACCCGCCCAGGCUCAUGUUCGACAAGGAGGAGGAGGGCCUGGCCACCUACUGGCAGAGCAUCACAUGGAGCCGCUACCCCAGCCCGCUGGAAGCCAACAUCACCCUUUCGUGGAACAAGACCGUGGAGCUGACGGACGACGUGGUGAUGACCUUCGAGUAUGGCCGGCCCACGGUCAUGGUCCUGGAGAAGUCCCUGGACAACGGGCGCACGUGGCAGCCCUACCAGUUCUACGCCGAGGACUGCAUGGAGGCCUUCGGCAUGUCCGCCCGCCGGGCCCGCGACAUGUCGUCCUCCAGCGCCCACCGCGUGCUCUGCACCGAGGAGUACUCACGCUGGGCGGGCUCCAAGAAGGAGAAACACGUGCGCUUCGAGGUGCGGGACCGCUUUGCCAUCUUUGCCGGCCCGGACCUGCGCAACAUGGACAACCUCUACACGCGGCUGGAGAGCGCCAAGGGCCUCAAGGAGUUCUUCACCCUCACCGACCUGCGCAUGCGGCUGCUGCGCCCCGCGCUGGGCGGCACCUAUGUGCAGCGGGAGAACCUCUACAAGUACUUCUAUGCCAUCUCCAACAUUGAGGUCAUUGGCAGGUGCAAGUGCAACCUGCACGCCAACCUGUGCUCUGUCCGGGAGGGCAGCCUGCAGUGUGAGUGUGAGCACAACACCACCGGCCCUGACUGCGGCAAGUGCAAGAAGAACUUCCGCACCCGGUCCUGGCGGGCCGGCUCCUACCUGCCGCUGCCCCACGGCUCUCCCAACGCCUGUUCCGCUGCAGGUUCCUUUGGCAACUGCGAAUGCUACGGCCACUCCAACCGCUGCAGCUACAUUGACUUCCUGAAUGUGGUGACCUGCGUCAGCUGCAAGCACAACACUCGAGGUCAGCACUGCCAGCACUGCCGGCUGGGCUACUACCGCAACGGCUCGGCGGAGCUGGACGAUGAGAACGUCUGCAUCGAGUGUAACUGCAACCAGAUAGGCUCCGUGCACGACCGGUGCAACGAGACCGGCUUCUGCGAGUGCCGCGAGGGCGCGGCGGGCCCCAAGUGCGACGACUGCCUCCCCACGCACUACUGGCGCCAGGGCUGCUACCCCAACGUGUGCGACGACGACCAGCUGCUGUGCCUGAACGGAGGCACCUGCCUGCAGAACCAGCGCUGCGCCUGCCCGCGCGGCUACACCGGUGUGCGCUGCGAGCAGCCCCGCUGCGACCCUGCAGACGACGACGGCGGCCUGGACUGCGACCGCGCGCCCGGGGCCGCCCCGCACCCCGCCACCCUGCUCGGCUGCCUGCUGCUGCUGGGGCUGGCCGCCCGCCUGGGCCACUGAGCUCCGCCCAGGGGACGCGCCCUGCACCCGGGGGCUGCGGUCCCAGGGUCCUGGGGUGGGGCCGGCGUCCGAGGCCGGGCGGCGAGAAGGGUGCGGCCGGAGCUGCUCCCAGGUGCUACUCAGCAGGGCCCCCCGCCCGGCCCGCGCUCCCGCCCGCACUGCCCUCCCCACGCAGCAGGGGCGCCUUGGGGCUUCCCCCCGCGCCUGCCAUGUGGUUUCGUUUUUCUUUUCUAUUAUCUGCGGCCCCGUUCCUUUUUUAUUUUUAAUUUCUCUCUUUUUUUUUUUUUUUUUUUUUUUUUGGCUGGCGGUGAGCCAGGGGGUCUGGAGAAACGCUGCUCGCCUCACACCGCGUCUUGCCUCCCCCCAUACUGGCACACACGGGACUGUGGCCGACGCCCCGUGGCCUGUCCUGGGCUCACGGACGGCGGCGGACCCCGACCUCCAGUUGCCUGCAAUUCCAGUCGCUGACUCGAUCCUGUUUUUUAUUCUUUAUUUUUCCCGCAACCCACCAGACCCCAGGCCUCACCGGAGGCCCGGUGACCAAGGAACUCACCGUCUGGGGGAGGGGGAGAGAAAGAAGGGGUGGGAGGCCUGGACACUUUGAUUUGUAGAGAACUAUUUUUGUUUGCAUUCACUGUUCCCUGUAGGGGGUACGGGGCGGGAACGCUGGUCACCGCGGGGGUCCAUGGCGUAGAAUCCGAGGAGUAAAGAGUCUGCUCACUGCUGUCUCCAGGGCCUGUUUUCUUUCUGUGUUGGGGACGCUGGGCAGGUUUGGGGCUUAGAGAGGAACCCACAAGAGAGCCUUAAAGAAACGGUUUCCCUGUUGGGGCCAUCAUUUCCCGGGCCCUUGCCGUGGAAAGGCCCUCUGGGGUGGGUUCUGCCCACCCACCCCUCAGGCUUGGCUGGCAAAGCUCUCCCACCCCGUGGCCAGGUUGCAGGUGUCCUACCUGCCAGGAGCCUCCCCACACUGACGGGUUGUCUCCCUCCUUUCCCAAAAAAGAAAUCCAGAGUGCACGGGCCCUUUUCUACAGAAGUCCAACGAAAAUUCUCAGGGAGAAUCCUGGUAGAGAUUGAAUCCCACGCUCUGAUACUCUCUGGGUGGCAGCCCCUGACAGAUGUGUCAUCUCGGAUCUGUUGCAACCGUAGCCUCAAAUCCAAUGUCAGGAUUGGAUUUAGCUGAACCCACAAUUCGGCCACCACCUCCUUCCAUAGUUUCAGGCGGCCAGGUGGGCAGAGGCGGUCAGGGCAGAGAUCCCAGACAGGCCAGCAGCCAAGUCCUCCUCACCUUCUUGAGAUUAGGGAGGAGUGCUGGAGGGGUCAGGGGCAGCUUGUGAGUGGCAAGAGGAAGCUCAUAGAUUCGGGGCUCCUCUCCUGGGGCCUCUGCUUCUGAGGAUCCAGCAGCUCUACCAGCUCUGGGGGCCACACUUCCCCCUCGGUCCAGCCACCUGCUGGCCUGUGUUUAUUUCGAAGCAGUCCUGGGGUCCUGUCCUGGUUGCUAACUGCUCCUACUGCUCCACCUCCAGGCGCCCCGAGCACUGGCUUCUGUCACCGCACCUGUGCUUUCCCGGCUGCAAGGUUUAGACCUGGGUUCUUCCCUCGAGUCCCUGAAACUAAGCUAAGACCAAGUGGAAGAAACUUGGCCUUGGAGACAGCAGGAGAUUACAGCACAGAGAAGGAGGGGGAGGUACAUCGGGACACUGCCUAGGACUCACAGCGUCCUGAGCUCCCACGCCAGCACUCCUGGCCUCCUCUCUCAGCUCCCACCCCAGCACCCUGCUGACCCAGAAGUGCCUUCCGCCAGACCAUGCAUCUCUCGCAGCUGGCCUGUCUCCACCCUCACCUUCUUCCAUAUGCACAGAAUCCUACUGCCUGGGACCCAAAGCUCCCAGAUAAAACACCUUUCUGGGCCUCCUUGUGGAUAGGAGUGGAUGGGAACACAACUCUGGGCAGCGAGAUGUAAGCAGGAAUAAUGGGUGGGACUUCCAGAAAGUUCCUUAAAAGCCAUUCCUUCCUCCAUGCCCCACGAAGCCUCAGCUGUCCAAGUUUGUGGCUCUGAUUUUUCUCUCGUCCCUCCCCCUGCUUUUCAGGCAGCAGGUUGGGGAAGGAGCCUUCUGUGGACACUGAGCAUAAGAGUGUCGCCCUCAGGACGGUGGAGGGUGGAGCUGGUGGGGGGUGGGGGGUGGAGGUUGCAGAGCCUGGGACACUUGCCCUGGCUGCAGUCUCUGCAUUGCUUUUAUUUAUCUACUUAUUUUUAUAGAGUUGGGGUCUCACUAUGUUGCCCAGGCUGAUCUCAAACUCCUAGGCUCAAGUGAUCCUCGGGCUUGGCCUCCCAAAGUGCUGGGAUUACAGGCAUGAGCCACUGCACCGCCUGCAUGUCUUACUGUGUGAGAAAAAAAAUAAACAUUGAUGUUAUUAAAACACUAGAA